GGCCGUCCUGUGCUAUUCGGCUACCUGGUCGCCUAUCUACAUGACACUGAUUUGCUGCUUAGAUGACACCUCGCGGCCCCAUGCGCCUUAUCCAUUCCCGAUGGGAUGGGCAAGGGAAGGCUAGCUCUCGCCGAACCUCACCUAACCAAGGGAGAGGCGUGAACGGGUUGCUGACCGUGCAUUUAGCAUCAUGCCACGCGGCCUUGCCUUGUCUUUUUCUUUUUCUCCUUCGCCCACUGCUCCCUUUCUCCGUUUCUUUCUCUCCCGCCUUUGCCUUUUUUCUUUCUUUUUUUUUUCCCGCGUGGAAAGUCUAUCACUUUUCUUGCCCCUAAGCCUGUAUAGUGGAGGGCGGAACCAGG
This is a messenger RNA of Durotheca rogersii, 359 nucleotides long. RefSeq lists its product as uncharacterized. The transcript has a single exon. The record is from RefSeq and is a predicted model, not a curated record. NCBI's taxonomy places the organism in Eukaryota, Fungi, Ascomycota, Sordariomycetes, Xylariales, Xylariaceae. The coding region runs from base 63 to 332 and encodes 89 amino acids.